GCGGCGCCUGUUUGCCGGGGACACGAGCGCAGGCUCUGGGGCGCAGAGCACGGCUGGGCCGUCUCCGGGUGUCCAGCCGGGGCCGCUCUCUAGCCUCGCUGAAAGACAACAAUGCCGGCAAGUGCUAGUGAGAGUUUGAGGUGACGGAACGUGGGAGAGUGAUAGCACAGCUGUGAGAACGAAGCAUUCAUCCCGCGGUUUCUGGAGAUCAGAUCGAGUACAAGUUGUGUUUGGAGCAGGUGUAUAUUCAGAGGUCUGGAAUUGGAAUUACUUUAAGGGUGAAACUUGUGUCUUUCAAGUUGAACCAAAUCAGCAAUUCUUAAAGAAGUCAUGAAAGGGAAGUUACUGAAGGACUUGCAACGAAAAGCGUUUGUGAUGUUUCGAAGCUCAAGGAGAACAUUGUUGAGAUGGAUGUCCAUGGCAGAAUAAGAGAAAUCCUUGCUGAGACAAUACGGGAAGAAUUGGCACCUGAUCAACAACAGUUAUCAACUGAAGAUUUGAUCAAAGCCCUUAGACGUCGAGGAAUCAUUGAUGAUGUGAUGAAAGAACUUAAUUUUGUUACUGACAGUGUUGAUCAAGAACUCCCUUCCUCUCCAAAGCAACCUGUUUGUUUCACUGAUAGACAAUCAACCUUGUUAAAAAAAACUAAUAUUGAUCCAACACGGAGGUAUCUUUACCUUCAGGUUUUGGGUGGAAAAGCUUUCUUGGAACAUCUACAAGAACCUGAGCCUUUACCAGGACAAGUUUGUUCAACCUUUACUUUAUGUUUACAUUUUCGAAACCAACGUUUUCGUUCUAAACCUGUUCCAUGUGCCUGUGAACCAGAUUUUCAUGAUGGCUUUUUACUUGAAGUACACAGAGAAAGCUUGGGUGAUGGAACUAGAAUGGCUGAUUCAACAACAAUGUUAUCAAUAAGUGAUCCAGUUCAUAUGGUGCUAAUCAAAACAGACAUAUUUGGUGAGACUACUUUAGUAGCAUCCUAUUUUCUUGAAUGGCGAUCAGUUUUGGGCUCAGAAAAUGGAGUGACCAGUCUUACUGUGGAACUUAUGGGUGUAGGCACAGAAUCAAAAGUUUCUGUGGGAAUUUUAAAUAUAAAACUUGAGAUGUACCCACCACUCAAUCAGACAUUAUCUCAAGAAGUAGUGAACACACAGCUUGCUUUGGAACGUCAGAAAACUGCAGAGAAAGAACGAUUAUUUCUUGUAUAUGCUAAGCAGUGGUGGAGAGAAUAUUUGCAGAUUCGACCCUCACACAACUCCCGGCUGGUUAAGAUUUUUGCACAGGAUGAAAAUGGGAUAAAUAGACCAGUCUGUUCCUAUAUUAAACCACUUCGAGCUGGGAGGCUUUUGGAUACUCCAAGGCAAGCAGCAAGAUUUGUUAAUGUCCUUGGUUAUGAAAGAGCCCCAGUUAUUGGAGGAGGAGGUAAACAGGAACAGUGGUGCACUCUGCUGGCCUUUCUCUGUAGAAACAAGGGUGACUGUGAAGAUCAUGCUAAUCUUCUGUGCAGCCUUCUUCUUGGAUAUGGAUUAGAAGCUUUUGUGUGUGUUGGGACUAAGGCAAAAGGAAUACCUCAUGCAUGGGUUAUGACCUGUGGAACUGAUGGAACUGUCACUUUUUGGGAGAGUUUAACGGGACACAGGUAUAUCCACAAACCUGUCAAUCCUGAUGAAUCUCCAGUUGCUGAACAGCCCAAGCCAUUGUACCCAUAUCGAACAAUUGGUUGUGUUUUCAAUCAUCAGAUGUUCCUGGGAAAUUGUCAGCCCUCUGACUCAGUAGAAAUAUGUGUGUUUGAUUUGAAUGAUGAAUCCAAAUGGAAACCCAUGAGUGAAGAAGCAAUCAAAUCUGUGUGUGCCCCAGGAGCUACAACAUCCCUUCCUCCCUUUCCCCCUCUAUGUGCAUCUACAAUUGAUGCUUCAGUAACAAGUAAUGAAAUAGAAAUGCAGCUAAGGCUACUAGUGUCAGAACACAGAAAGGAUCUUGGUCUCACCACUGUUUGGGAAGACCAGCUUUCCUAUCUCUUAUCACCAGCUUUGGCUUCUUAUGAAUUUGAGCGUACAACAAGUAUAUCUGCAGGCAAUGAAGAAUUUCAAGAUGCCAUAAGGAGGGCUGUACCUGAUGGUCACACAUUUAAAGGGUUCCCAAUACAUUUUGUAUAUAGAAAUGCAAGGCGUGCAUUUGCCACAUGUCUUCGGUCUCCUUUCUGUGAAGAAAUAAUCUGUUGCCGUGGAGACCAGGUGCGACUGGCAGUUCGUGUCCGAGUGUUUACUUACCCUGAAUCUGCAUGUGCUGUUUGGAUCAUGUUUGCUUGUAAAUAUCGCUCAGUAUUAUAGGACUAACAUUUCUGUAAGAAUAUACCUGUAUUUUAUUGGAAUUUUACACAUUGUACAUUACUAGCUGUUUAGAGGUUCAUUAUUUUAAAAAUCAUAUUCUGGCUUGGAUGUCACAUUUUACUAUUGUAUAUACCUGACUGAAAAUGUUUGAAAAAAAUCAUGUAUGUAUUUAAAAAUUAAGAAUGAAAAACUUGUAUAAAUCUGAGUGGAAUUUAGUAUAAAUUAAGUGUUUAUUUUAUUUUAAUAAAUGCUACUUUGUUUACAGGUA
Messenger RNA from Herpailurus yagouaroundi (jaguarundi), 2598 nucleotides. RefSeq names its product centrosomal protein 76 (gene CEP76). Gene Ontology annotation, biological process: regulation of centriole replication. The record is from RefSeq and is a predicted model, not a curated record. Bases 408 to 2330 code for a protein of 640 amino acids. The transcript is spliced from 12 exons. NCBI's taxonomy places the organism in Eukaryota, Metazoa, Chordata, Mammalia, Carnivora, Felidae. Gene Ontology annotation, cellular component: centriole.